UCACAGGAACUUUUCACAAAAGUCAAACAGUUAAAGCAAAUUCUAGAGAUAUGGACCAGGAAAAAAUGUGAAUUGUUUUCUUAUAAUUAAGGAGACCAGUGGAGAAACUGUGCUUCUAGAUUCCUUGCUUCAAGUUUCUCAAAAGGAAAAAUGAGUAAGAGAGAGAUAAGCGUGUGUCAACAAACCUGGGCCUUACUAUGCAAGAACUUUCUUAAAAAAUGGAGAAUGAAAAGGGAGCCCUUACUGGAAUGGUUGAACUCGUUGCUCCUACUACUUUGUUUGUACCUAUACCCUAAUAAUCAUCAACUUAAUGACUUUUCUUCACUGCCUACCAUGGACCUGGGACGGGUAGAUUCAUUUAACGAAUCUAAAUUUGCUAUUGCAUACACACCUGUCACCAACACAACCCAACAGAUAAUGAAUAAAGUAGCUUCAGCCUCCUUCAUGAAAGACAGAGAAGUCUUGGGACUGCCUGAUGAAGAAAGUAUCAAAGAAUUAACAGCAAAUUAUCCUGAGGAAAUAGUAAGAGUCAUCUUUACUAACACAUUCUCAUAUCAUUUGAAAUUCUUGCUGGGACACAGAAUACCAACAAAGAAGGAACACAGGGACCAUACAGCUCAUUGUUAUGAAACGAUUGAAGAUAUUGACUGUGAAGUUUCAGAAUUCUGGAAGAAAGGUUUCGUGGCUCUUCAAGCUGCCAUUAAUGCUGCUAUUAUAGAAAUCACAACAAAUCACUCAGUGAUGGAGAAACUGAUGUCAGUUACUGGAAAAAAUAUGAAGAUAUAUCCCUUCGUUAGUCAAGGAGGAGUCUUUACGGAUUUCUUUGUUUUCUUCUGCAUUAUUUCCUUUUCCCCGUUUACUUACUAUGCAUCUGUUAAUGUUACAAGAGAGAGGAAAAGGAUGAAGCGCAUGAUGACAAUGAUGGGUCUUCGAGAUUCAGCAUUCUGGCUCUCCUGGGGUUUGCUCUAUGCUAGUUUCAUCUUCAUCAUGGCCUUUUUCUUGACGCUCGUUAUAAAAUCUGUCCAGUUUGUCAUCCUGACUGGCGUCAUGGUGGUCUUCACCCUCUUUCUGCUCUAUGGAUUGUCUUUGAUAGCUUUGGCUUUUCUAAUGAGCGUCUUGAUAAAGAAAUCUUUCCUCACUGGCCUGGUCGUAUUCCUUCUCACUGUCUUUUGGGGGAGUCUGGGAUUCAUGGCAUUGUACAGGAACCUCCCUGCCUCCUUGGAGUGGAUGUUAAGUCUUUUUAGUCCCUUUGCCUUCACGCUUGGAAUGUCCCAGCUUUUACACUUGGACUAUGAUUUGAAUUCUAAUGCAUUUCCUGAUCCAUCAGACUUAUCAAAUCUAAUAAUAGCAACAAAUUUCAUGUUGGCUGUUGAUAUUUUCCUCUAUCUGGCAUUGACGAUGUAUUUUGACAAAAUUUUGCCAAAUGAAUAUGGACAUCGAUAUUCACCCCUGUUUUUCCUGAAGUCCUCCUUUUGGUCCCGACAACAAAAAGCUGAUCAUGUGGCUCUCGAAGAUGAAAUAGAUUCUGAUCCUUCAUCUAAUGACUCUUUUGAACCAAUGUCUCCAGAAUUCCAUGGGAAAGAAGCCAUCAGAAUAAGAAAUGUUACUAAAGAAUAUAAAAGAAAGUCUGAUAAAAUAGAAGCUUUGAAAGACCUGGUAUUUGACAUAUAUGAAGGCCAAAUCACUGCCAUACUUGGUCACAGUGGAGCUGGAAAGUCAACACUGCUAAACAUUCUUAGUGGUUUAUCUGUUCCCACCAAAGGUUCAGUCACCAUCUAUAAUAAUAGACAUUCAGAAAUGGCUGACCUAGAAAAUAUUAGCAAGCUCACUGGAGUUUGUCCACAAUCCAACCUGCAAUUUGAUUUCCUCACCGUGAGAGAAAAUCUCAGGCUGUUUGCUAAAAUAAAGGGGAUUCAGCCACGUGAACUGAAUAAAGAGAUACAAAGAGUUUUGCUGGAAUUGGAAAUGCAAAAUAUUCAGAACAUCCUUGCUCAAAACUUAAGUGGUGGACAGAAAAGAAAACUAACCUUUGGGAUUGCCAUUUUAGGAGAUCCUCAGAUUUUCCUGUUGGAUGAACCAACUGCUGGAUUGGAUCCCUUUUCAAGGCACCAAGUUUGGAACCUCCUGAAGGAGCGGAAAACGGACCGUGUGAUCCUCUUCAGUACCCAGUUCAUGGAUGAGGCUGACAUCUUGGCUGAUAGGAAAGUGUUUCUCUCCAGAGGGAAACUGAAGUGUGCAGGCUCUUCUCUGUUUCUAAAGAAGAAAUGGGGGAUUGGAUACCACUUAAGCUUGCAGUUGAAUGAAAUCUGCAUUCAGGAAAAUAUAACAUCACUUGUUAAACAGCACAUCCCUGAUGCCAAAUUAUCAGCAGAAAGUGAAGGAAAGCUUGUUUAUACAUUGCCCUUAGAAAGAACAAAUAAAUUUCCAGAACUUUGUCAACAUCUUGAUAGUUGUCUUGGCCUGGGAAUUGAGAAUUACGGUGUUUCCAUGACAACCUUAAAUGAGGUGUUCCUGAAACUAGAAGGAAAAUCAACUAUAGAUGAAUCAGAUAUUGCUGUUUUGGGAGAAGUACAAGCAGAAAGAGCUGGAGACACAGAAAGGCUUGUUGAGAUGGAACAAGUUCUCUCUUCACUUAAUGAGUUGAGAACGACACUCGAGGGCAUGGCUCUCUGGAGACAGCAAAUCUGCACAAUUGCAAGGGUUCGCUUGUUAAAGUUAAAGCAUGAAAGAAAAGCUCUUUUAUCACUGCUAUUGAUUCUAGGAGUCGGAUUUUGCCCUCUUCUUUUGGAGUAUAUCGUCAUGAAAAUAUAUCAAAACAGUUACACGUGGGAACUUUCUCCUCAUUUAUACUUCCUUGCUCCUGGACAACAACCCCAUGCUCCUCUCUCUCAAUUAUUAAUCAUCAAUAAAACAGGGGCAAGCAUUGAUGACUUUAUACAUCCUGUGGAGCAUCAGAACAUAGCUUUGGAAGUGGAUACAUUUGGAACUAGAAAUGGCACAGAUGACCCAUCUUAUAAUGGAGCCAUCACUGUGUCUGGUAAUGAAAAGAAUUACAGCUUUUCAUUAGCAUGCAAUACCAAAAGACUGAAUUGCUUCCCAGUUCUUAUGGAUAUUGUUAGCAAUGCGCUACUUGGAAUGGUUAAUCCGUCAGCGCAUAUCCAAACUGACAGAAGUACAUUUUGGGAGGACGACCAGGUUAAUCCACUUGAAUUCCUGGGACAUACCAUUUUCUGGUUGGUUUUGUCAUCCUGUUGUGCUCCUUAUAUUGCCAUGAGCAGCAUUGAUGAUUAUAAGAGCAAAGCUUGGUCCCAGCUACGGAUUUCGGGGCUCUUCCCUUCUGCUUACUGGUUUGGACAGGCGCUGGUGGAUGUUCCAAUGUACUGCUUGUUCUUCCUUUUUAUGUAUUUAAUGGACUAUGCCUUAAACCUCCAAGAGACUAUAUUUAAAUUUGUAAAUCGGAUUAUACAAAUCCCGUGUGCUGUUGGUUAUGCCACGUCUCUUAUCUUCUUGACAUAUGUGAUUUCAUUCAUUUUCCGCAAGGGGAGAAAAAAUAGUGGCAUUUGGUCUUUUUGCUUCUAUAUUAUCACCGUCUUCUCUGUGGCUGGAUUACUGUUGGAUAACUAUGGACAUGUUGCACUGUAUAGCAUCACCUUUUUAAUACCACAAGCCACAUUAAUCGGCUGUGUGUUCUUAUCUUUUCACCUUUUUGUGCUUUCUUUCUUUAGUGAAGAACCAAGAGGUGUAGAGCCCUUUCUGGUAUUCCUAAUUCCUUUCCUUCAUUUUAUCAUCUUUCUUCUCAUUCUUCGAUGCCUGGAAUGGAAGUUUGGAAAGAAAACAAUGAGAGAGGAUCCCUUCUUUAGAAUUUCUCCAAGAAGUAGCAAAGUGCAUCAAAAUCCAGAAGAGCCAGAAGGGGAGGAUGAAGAUGUUCAGAUGGAAAGAGAGAGAACAGCAAAUGCUUUGACUUCCACAAACUUUGACGAGAAACCAGUCAUUCUUGCCAGCUGUCUACGUAAGGAGUAUGCAGGGAAGAGGAAACGCUGCUUUUCCAAGAGCAAGAAGAAAAUAGCCACAAAAAAUGUCUCUUUCUGUGUUAGAAAAGGUGAGGUUUUAGGAUUAUUAGGACACAAUGGAGCUGGUAAAAGUACGUCCAUUAAAGUGAUAACUGGAGACACAAAACCAACCGCCGGACAGGUGCUACUGAAAGGGAGCAGCGGAGGGGACGCCCUCGGGUUCCUGGGGUACUGUCCUCAGGAGAACGCGCUGUGGCCCAACCUGACGGUGAAGGAGCAUCUGGAGGUGUUCGCCGCCGUGAAAGGCCUGAGGAGACGGGACGCCGCAGUCGCCAUCACAGGGUUGGUGGACGCGCUCAAGCUCCAGGACCAGCUGAAGCUUCCGGCGAAGGCCCUAUCGGAGGGAAUAAAGAGGAAGCUGUGCUUUGCGCUGAGCAUCCUGGGAAACCCCUCGGUGGUGCUUCUGGACGAGCCGUCCACGGGGAUGGACCCCGAGGGGCAGCAGCAAAUGUGGCAGGCGAUCCGGGCCACCUUUAGAAACACGGAGAGGGGUGCCCUCUUGACCACCCAUUACAUGGCAGAGGCUGAGGCCGUGUGUGACCGUGUGGCCAUCAUGGUGUCUGGAAGGCUGAGAUGUAUCGGUUCCAUCCAACACCUGAAAAGCAAAUUUGGCAAGGAUUACCUACUGGAGAUGAAGGUGAAGACCCCCGAGCAAGGGGAGACCCUCCAUAGCGAAAUUCUGAGGCUCUUCCCCCAGGCGGCUCGGCAGGAAAGGUACUCGUCUCUGAUGGUCUAUAAGUUGCCAGUGGAAGACGUACGACCUUUGGCCCAAGCUUUCCUCAAAUUAGAGAGGGUUAAACAGAGCUUCCACCUGGAGGACUACAGCCUCUCGCAGUCCACUCUGGAGCAGGUUUUCCUGGAGCUGUCCAAGGACCAGGAGCUGGAGGACUUUGAUGAGCAACUUCCCCGCUCAGUGAAGUGGAAGCUCCUCAUGCAGGAAGAGGCUUAAGGCUCAAAAUACCCUAUGUUUCCAUUCAAGCUUGUGGUUGUUUUUUAAGACAUUUAUUUUUAUAGCAUCAAUGUUGUAUUUUUAGGAACUAUAUUGUAAAUACUGACAUGGUUCUUCAUGUGGUGGAGAGAAGGAGCGAGUCUUGGGCAAAUGCAGUGACAGCAUGGACAGAGACACUUGGCUGAGUCCAUCUCUUGGUCGCAACUUCCAUAUCUCUGGACAUCACCCUGAUUCCAUUUUUCUGUAAAAUGGAGAAUAAAUAAAUUUACUUUUAUAAGAUUGUUUCAUUUUCUGAGUAUGACAAACAAAUUUUGUUUUUUAUCAAAACCUUAAAAUAUUUUUUCUAACCCAGACUAAGAAGUCUAUAUAUUUACUCUUCUGCAAAUCUCAUACUUUGUAAAGCUGAUAUUUUAACAAGAAUUUAAGUGACCAUGUCCAAAAAUAUUAUACUCUUUGAAAUAGUAUUUUCUUAUGGCUAAAAACAUUAAAACAUCAUUGGCCAUAAUAUCUAAUAUCAAUGUAUUUGAUAACAUAUCCACUGGUAACAUUAUCAAUAAUACAGACAUAGUCUGGAAAACUAAAAACUUGCUAUUAGAAAUUUAUUGUACUAUUUUUAUUUCUGUAAACCAACAGAGUUCCAUUUUCAUUGUAUUUAAAUCUAGGCUUUAGAGAUGCCUGUACUGUAACUGAUCUUUUGUGGAUAUUUGCCACUUAGUCUCAGAAAGUUGACAAUGUGGUAACAGGUCAAAUGACCAAGUUGGUGGAAAAUGCACAAUAAAUCUCAUAUGUGUACUUUUGAAA
This is a messenger RNA of Equus quagga, 5820 nucleotides long. RefSeq names its product ATP binding cassette subfamily A member 8 (gene ABCA8). Gene Ontology annotation, cellular component: mitochondrial inner membrane; intracellular membrane-bounded organelle. Gene Ontology annotation, molecular function: ATP hydrolysis activity; ABC-type transporter activity; ATP binding. Bases 151 to 5019 code for a protein of 1622 amino acids. The record is from RefSeq and is a predicted model, not a curated record. Lineage: Eukaryota; Metazoa; Chordata; Mammalia; Perissodactyla; Equidae. The transcript has 39 exons. Gene Ontology annotation, biological process: lipid transport; transmembrane transport.